Gasterosteus aculeatus aculeatus (three-spined stickleback) is the source of this 987-nucleotide messenger RNA. NCBI's taxonomy places the organism in Eukaryota, Metazoa, Chordata, Actinopteri, Perciformes, Gasterosteidae. The record is from RefSeq and is a predicted model, not a curated record.
GAAUCUUAACUCACACCGACUUUCUCUUCCUCAUUAAAACUUUCAACAGCUCAAGCUCGUCAAAAUCUGUUUUGUUUGUAGUUUUAGAUCGAAUUUAAACAGGAAUAUGUGGUAAAAGUUGCGUUUUAUCCUAGUGUGAAAACAGAAUUUAACAUACGGACUGCGUUUAACAGUUACAUUUAUGACGUUUUGAGGAUUUCAGAGAGCCCAUUUCUGAUUUUGUGAAUCAUUUUCAAUUCUCUUGUUCUCAACAAUUUUCGUUAAACGCCUACUCAGAAGCACGUGACUCGUCGUGAUGAAAGAGUUGCUCAUUCAGUAAUGUCAAAGAAAGCUGACGACUGAGUUGCCAAAUUUGAGAAUGGGAUACAACAAAUUCUUUAUUGUCCUAAUGUUUUUGUGCAACGCGGCUGUGGCCCUCCCAGAGAGCACCGUGUCCUGCUACAGGAUCGAGCCGGGAACGAUAGCUGGCAUCAUCUGUGCAGAUGUGCUGCUGACCCUUGUCAUUGUCGUUGUCACCUACAGAUGUGCUGGAUAUCGGCGUCAGAAGAUAGAAAAAGCCGAUGAAGUGUACAUGAAUGUCAGAGCCAAUUGCAAGAGCUAAUCUAAAGGUUGUGCAGUUUUGGAUGAACAGGAUUAAAAAACAUAAACAUGAUCUUAUAAGAUCAUGUUUAUGUUUUUUAAUCCUGUUUUUUCAACCAAAAAUGAUUGGAAAUGUUAAAAUGGAUUCAUUCCCCAUUCAACUCCGUGGCUGUUAACACAAACAGAAUGUCUUGCACAUGUCACUAUUCAUCGACCAUGCGUAUAAAAUGUAUUUGUUUCCAGUUUCACAAACCGUUGUCCAUUUAACAGCAGGACACAGCACCAUCUGCUGCUGACUUUUGUUCCCAUCAGCUGUAUCAGUAUGUAUAAAUGGCGUCUGAUUGGUGUGUUAUCUAAAUGAAUGCUGCAGACACCCCCUUGAAUAAAUAAACCAAAGGGAUUCAUCAA